Meriones unguiculatus (Mongolian gerbil) is the source of this 621-nucleotide messenger RNA. RefSeq names its product protein SPMIP1. The coding region runs from base 1 to 621 and encodes 206 amino acids. NCBI's taxonomy places the organism in Eukaryota, Metazoa, Chordata, Mammalia, Rodentia, Muridae. The record is from RefSeq and is a predicted model, not a curated record. The transcript has 2 exons.
AUGAGGGACGUGUUCAACCCUCAGAACCAUGCCUACUUUGGGAAUAUAAUAAGGAAGGAGGUGGCUGCGCGAACCGCCUGGACUAUCCGCUAUGGACACAAGUACCUGAGAGAGGCGUCUGGGGCCAGGAAGCAGCCCCAGCAAGCCCCCUUUGGGUCAGUCUCGAAAGCAUGCCCAGCGCCUUCCACUGGCCCCCCGGUCAGAAAAAAGGAGGGAUGGUCGGAGGCCAGGGGGGUCCGGGACCAGCUGUUCAGGGCUGCGGGUGUCCAGGGAAACAGAGUGCAGCAGGUCAGAAUUGCUCCUCAGCACAGAGCACCCCAAGGCAGGCCGGAGGACUUAAAGAUGAAGCACCCUACCCCAGCCACCCUGAAGCUGCUCUUCCAGGGUACCUCCCAUGAUGGCCAGGGCCGGACCAUGUACCUCAAGGAGCGGAAUCGACUGAAACCAGAGGAGAAGUACAAGUACCCGAUGGUGUCUUCCUGGGAGUACGGCUGGCAUGUAGGGGAUGUCAUGGAGAACUACAAGAAUCCAGCUUUUGCCAGAACUUAUCCCAUCACAAAGUCAUUUUACAACAAAAAUGGCAUUUUCCAUAUUCCACGGCGAUCAGACAACAUCAUGUGA